Messenger RNA from Nymphalis io (European peacock), 1173 nucleotides. RefSeq lists its product as uncharacterized. Bases 240 to 1100 code for a protein of 286 amino acids. The record is from RefSeq and is a predicted model, not a curated record. Lineage: Eukaryota; Metazoa; Arthropoda; Insecta; Lepidoptera; Nymphalidae. The transcript has a single exon.
AAUUUUCUCAACACAUCCGCAAUGACAAAUACCAAAUGAGUAAUUGUGAAAAAUUCCAAAAUAAUACAAGUACCUUAUCUUUAUACACAUAAGUAUCAUAAUCGAGUGCAACCUAGUCGUUUUCAACGCAAACAUUUAAUCUGUUUUAACCUCAAUGAGAUAAAAGAUCAAAACAUUUACCAUUGAAGUCAGUUUUAGACGUAAAGUGACUUUACGUGCACGUGUCAAAACCAGAAACAAUGACAUCAAUAAAAAGUAUCCUAAUAUCAGUGAUAGUAGUUUGUGUCAAUGCUAAGAUAAAUAUAUACCUCACAGACACGCCGAUAAAGAAAAUAGGUACUAGAUUAUAUAAACAAGAAUUACUAUCAAAUAAAUUUAAAGACGUCAAAGAGCUAGCAUACGAUUCAGCGACUAGAAAUCUAUUCUUCAUGUUCAUGGACGACUCUAUACAGAACUCGGGACGUGCUUUCAUUAACGUUAUAACAAAAAAGGCAGUGAAAAUCAGUGGUAUUGAAAAGAAUAAAGCUACCGCAGUCGAUCCAGAUACAGGAGAUGUUUAUUUCGGUUCAGACGAUGGUCUGUACAAGUACGAUCCCAUAGCAGAAGAAGCAAUCAACAUCGGCUUAUAUAAUAUGAAUAUAUUCAAAAUAGUUAUAAGAAAUAAUGAAAUGUAUCUCAUUGAUGCGAAUAAUCAUAUGAUAUAUAAGAUAUUCGAUCAAGCUACGAAAGCUGUUUUAGUUGGAGACAUGAAAACAGUUAUAGAGUUUGAUGUUGAUUAUAAAAAGAAUAUACAUUUUGUGACGAUGUGCGGUGUUUUCUGUGCAAUCGAUGGUGUUGAAGUUGUUAAAAAUAAAGAUCUGAACGUGGUCUAUCAUUUUAUAUCGGAUGAGUAUAAGACGUUUGGUGUUACUGAAAGCGGUUUGUAUGAAAUCGAUUGUAGGAACGGGACAGCGAAAUACGUGGCUUACUUAGAUUUCUUUCCGCGUAGCAUUAUUUUCGGGGACUACGGUGAUAUAUUUUACGCUGUCGACGAUAAUAUAUACAGAUUAAAGCCAAUAAACUCUUAUACAAUUUACAAAAUACACAAACAUAAGUCUUAAAUUUAUAAAUGUUUUAAUAACCAUUUUGUAUAUAAUAAUAUUAAUUAAUUAAAAUUAGCUUGCAAAUGUUCAA